UAUUGGGUAUCCCACUAUUCCCGCUUGCCAGAUAUAAAAAUACGAAAAACGCUUUUAAAAAGGAAAUAUUCCCCUGCUCUCCGCCCCUACGGCGGCGCACUCUCCAUGUCCGAAUCAGAGCAACACAUACGCCGGGGAGCUCCCCCGCCUUUGUACAAGCAGAAUUCAUGGUCGCCUGAUACACUCCGAGAGGAGGCGUGGAGCAAUCGCCGUAGAAAUCAUCGACUGCGGCGCGGCCGCAGCGUCACCGAUGAUGACCUGGACGAGCUGCGCGGCUGCUUGGACUUGGGAUUCGACUUUGAUUCGCCUGAUUUGGAUCCGAAACUCUCGUCGACUCUCCCCGCACUUCAGUUUUACUACGCUGUGAAUCGGCAGUACUCUCAUACCCUGUCUAGAUCUUCUUCGGCGUCGUUUUCCGAUUGCGAUACCGCGUCGACGUCGUCCGUCGGGAGCCCCGCCGCGAUUAUAGAUCCAGGUGAAAAGCCGGAAAUGGUGAAGACAAGAUUGAGGCAAUGGGCGCAGGUGGUGGCGUGUUCGGUGCGGCAACUCUCGCCUAACUCAUGAUUAGAUGACUCUUCACGAUUUCGUGAG
Messenger RNA from Sesamum indicum (sesame), 591 nucleotides. RefSeq lists its product as uncharacterized. NCBI's taxonomy places the organism in Eukaryota, Viridiplantae, Streptophyta, Magnoliopsida, Lamiales, Pedaliaceae. The record is from RefSeq and is a predicted model, not a curated record.